This is a messenger RNA of Gaeumannomyces tritici R3-111a-1, 2649 nucleotides long. RefSeq lists its product as hypothetical. The coding region runs from base 1408 to 2214 and encodes 268 amino acids. The record is from RefSeq and is a predicted model, not a curated record. The transcript has 3 exons. Lineage: Eukaryota; Fungi; Ascomycota; Sordariomycetes; Magnaporthales; Magnaporthaceae.
CACGGCGGGAAUUUGCGCUGUCCUGGGUCGAUCCGUAAUCGAUUUCAGUUUCCAUGGAAGUUGAAUUGAGUCUAUUGCGCCCACCUCGCGAGCUGAGGGAUCCCUAGGGCGACGGCUGGUCAUCUCCCUCCCCCCAAUCCAGCGAGCACGUCCCUCGACCAAAUCGCCAAAUCGUGCAGGCUUCUGGUCGCCGUGCGCCCUCUUUUUCCUUGUGUUUCGUUAGUUGCUGCACCUUCUGCAACCUUCCGAGACAUGUCCUGUCGCUUUUACACUUCAUAUAAUAUCCUCUUCUCGUGUCUGAAGCAUUCUAGCUGGCCUUGAAUCCGGGCGCAUACUUCCUCCCUAGUCUUGGGACGUGGCAAGAAGAAUCGAGAAGAACAAAGCAACCGUCCUUUCGACCAUCGCUGAACCCGAGAGGGCUUGGGCCAGACUCGUGGGCUUUUUCCGCCACAGGGCAAACACUCUUUGUGGCCACGCAAAAAGUCAGACUCGCCUGGCUGUAGCGUCGGAGACGUGGCAAAAGCCCCAACUCCCUACCUAGCGCGAAGGACACCGACAGCUCACCUCUCGCCAAGCUAUCCUGAUCUCUCGAGUUCGUGGUGCGUUGAGAAAUCGCAUGAUUGAAAGGCGCAAUCACUCGAGUCUAUCCUGUAGGUCCCUUCCCAUUUCUAUUCCCUGUACCCUAAUCUGGGUUGGUGGAUUCAUGUCUGCUUUUUGGGCUCAUUUAAUUUCACCUUGCUGUUUCCAACCAACCCACCCAAUAUUUCUCUCCUUGCCCCCUGUGUCCUUCCAUUCCUCAUUCCUGCUUCCGACCUUUCCUCUUCUCCUUUUCCUUCCUGCUUGCGGGGCAACCGUCUUCUUCCCGUCGCCCUGGGGAAGCCGCGGCCUGACAGAUUUAGCCUGCUAGCUUGUCCUGGUCAGUCAACCGGGCCAGCAUUCCAAUCUGCGCGCGGCGUGUCUCACACAACACCAAAGACUGGCUGGUCCCACCAGCCACAAGGGACAAGCGACUCUAGCCGAUACCUAGUCUACACGUUUGCGACCUCAUUUCGCAAUCUAGAUUCCAUCGUGUGGAGAGUCCCGUCGCCCUUGCCCCAGCCUCCGUCGGCCGCGGUCCAGACCUACCACGGCGUCGUGCUCUUCGUCCUUAUCUUUAGCAUCCCCUGCUCCUCGUUUUCGUUCCAAAUCUGGAGGCACGCCGAACCAUCUACUUGAGUACAAAAUAAUCCGCAUCCACGACGCCCAAGCGAAAGUCUGCCGUCCAGCCUGCGCAGAUUGGAACCACUAUCCAAACCUCCCCUGCCUGCAUUCGUUUCCGGAGCGUGACACCCUACCGCUUUGAUCCGCACUUUCGUCUCCCUAGACUGUCAAGGCGUGGAUUCCUUCGUACCACCAACCAUCGAGAGGAUGCCGCUACUGCGGCAGCCGUCAAUAACGGGCGGUGGCUAUACGCCCGCCGUGCCAUCGCCUCUCAACCCGGCAAUUUGCGAUUCCAUACAGCCAAAGCAGCAGUCUCACCGCCGACGCAGGAUAAGAAUCGCUGGCAAGACUGGGUUCAAGCAAAGCCCUACUGAGAUGCUAUUGCGGUACAAAGCCGCCGUAGCCUUCCAAGAUCACUCCGCCGCCAUCGAGAGGACGAGGGAGCUCGAAGUGCGACAAGAUCUGGACAGCGAAUGCUCUGACGCUGGUGACCUUGGUGUACGAGGCUCCAGCGAUCUCUACAGCAGCAAGAGCGACAAACCAGAAGCAGCAAGACUACCCACCAACGGGGGACGUCAAGAUAGAUCGCGAAGUGGCCAAUGCUCAGCAAGAUAUGCCCCGGUUCCGAGGGAUUCCGACGUCGCAGACCUCGUCCUGAGGGUGGUUACAUCAGGGCCCAAGUGUCGGGACCCAGGCUCGAAUCUACAGAAAGGCGAUGACAAAACCACCUGCACCACCACGAGCAGCAGCAACAAAACUCCUGCCUUAAAACCGACAGGAGCCGCUCUAGACGAUGGCAAGGGGCAGACAGACGUUGUCAGCGAGUUCCUAGUUGACUUGUCUGGGGUUACCAUCGACACCCUGACGACGGCGGUGUUUAUGGAGCAGCGCCGGACGUUCCUCGCCUGGGUGACACCAGGCCGUAUGUUUUCGCUCCUUGCCCUUAUAUCAAUUCUUUUUGUCCUGGUCUUCAUCCGCCUACAGGCGCUGAGCGCAAGGUACCUCACGCCAUGAGACGGGGUUAAGCGCGACCACGAAAGCGACCAACAGCACCGAAGCGGCAUUUGCGAACGAUAAUGUGGGAGUCGAACUAGGGGGAAGGAGUCAAAGCGUGCGUGUAUCACCAUCUUGAAAGGGUCCAAUUUGAUGGGCAUGGGCGUUCAAGGGCAUCUGAACAUGGCAGUUCAGGGAGUUCGGUGUUUUUUUUAAUUAUCAAUGUCAAUAAAUCCUAGGUGGAUUCUGUUGGAGGCAGUCUACACCCUCCCAAACACAGGGUGGUGGAUAGGAUGAGAAGAGCUUUCCGAGGGGGGUUGCGGAACACCUUCAGGGUUCCUCCUUCACAGGCUAUUAGUUUUCCAGUUCAUACUAAAACACCUCAUUAAACAAGAGUGCUCGUACAUCGUCAUGUAGUAUCAUCAACAAAGUGGAAACCCGAGUUUUUAUCACCCC